Molecule: messenger RNA, 1152 nt
Organism: Carassius carassius (crucian carp)
Lineage: Eukaryota; Metazoa; Chordata; Actinopteri; Cypriniformes; Cyprinidae
Exons: 6
Coding region: 9-785 (258 amino acids)
Source: RefSeq, a predicted model, not a curated record
AAGGGAGAAUGAAUCAGAAUUUGUUGCCGUUUUUUUUAAUGAAGAGUCGAUUUAUUUGGACGUCCUUGUUCUUGUUCUUACAUGGUGUGUCAGCUGUUGAAACAGAUGUAUUAUCGGUGUCAGUGAUGGAGGGAGAUUCAAUCACUCUAAACACUGGUUUUGAAACAAACCAACAAGAUGAUAUAAAAUGGUAUUUCAGUGCCACUCGCAUCGCUCAAAUCAGUGGAGAUCUCAGUAAGACCUGUACGGACAUUCAGUGUAAUAAAGGUACUGAGAGAUUCAAAGAUAGACUGAAGCUGGAUCAUCAGACUGGAUCUCUGACCAUCACAAACAUCACAGACUCUGGACUUUAUCAAUUAAGGAUCAUCAGCAUCAGAAAAAGCAGUGAAAAGACUUUUAAUGUUACUGUUCAUGAUAAUACUGCUAAUGAACGAGAUCAAAUGCAGAGAAAGUCAGUAAAGGAGGGAGAAUCUGUCACUUUAGACACUGCUGUAAUGAAAAACCCAGAGGAUUUGAUGACGUGGUAUUUUAAAGACAUUUGCAUCGCUGAAAUCAGUGAUUAUCUCUGUAAGACCUGCACAGAUGUUCAGUGUAAUGAAGGUACUGGUAGAUUCAGAGACAGACUGAAGCUGGAUCAUCAGACUGGAUCUCUGACCAUCAGGAACAUCACAAACACAGACUCUGGACUUUAUAAACUACAGAUCAUCAGCAGCAGAAUCUGCAUCAUGAGGAACUUCAGUGUUUCUGUCAUUGCUCACAGUGAUGAUGCAAUUUAUAAGUAUUAAUCAGUAUCAUACAACUGAUGACCAAAGCAGAUAAGUGUAAAUACAUGGUAAAUACAUUGGUAAAAUUGAUUGUAAGUUGCUUUCUAGUAAUAAUGAAUGUCUGUAUUUACAGUUCCAGAUCCAAGUUUGUCAUCAGCUGCUGUAGCAGGAAUAUAAUAUGUGUUGCUGCUGUUAGUGUACUGCUGCUGGUCACUUUAUCUGUGAUCCGUUACCGUCAUCAAGUAAGAAGGAAACGUGUUUGGUUAACCUUCUGAAAGGUGCAUACAACUACUUGCUGCACCACCCCAGCAAGACAGCUGACAAAAUAAAAAUCAGGUUUAGGAUUGCCGAUACCAAAUCAGACACCAGGCUGCAGUACAGAUAUCAG